Molecule: messenger RNA, 1251 nt
Organism: Momordica charantia (bitter melon)
Lineage: Eukaryota; Viridiplantae; Streptophyta; Magnoliopsida; Cucurbitales; Cucurbitaceae
Source: RefSeq, a predicted model, not a curated record
CUUCAGGCAAUUUGUAAGAUCGGUUCCAAAAGUUGAUUAUUUGACACUGCGACAUGGGUUUAUAAUGGCACAUUUGGCACCUCAAAGCCAUACGCAAUUUGACUUCCAAAAAUACAUUAAUCGCUCUCUUGAAGAGGACUUCAAAGUUGUUGUGGGAAUCAGCCCGCCAAUCUGGUUCUUUGCGGUGCUGUUUCUUCUCUCAAACACCCACGGUUGGAGGGCGUACCUGUGGCUGCCAUUCAUCCCGCUGAUCAUUCUGCUGCUGAUUGGGACGAAGUUGCAGGUGAUCAUAACGAAGAUGGCGCUGAGAAUUCAGGAGAGAGGGGAAGUGGUGAAGGGAGUGCCGGUGGUGGAGCCCGGUGAUGACCUCUUCUGGUUCAACCGCCCUCGCCUCGUUCUUUACCUCAUCAACUUUGUCCUCUUUCAAAAUGCCUUCCAAGUCGCCUUCUUUGCCUGGACUUGGUAUGAAUUCGGGUUGAAAUCUUGUUUCCAUGAGCACCUGGAGGACGUGGUGAUCAGAAUUUCAAUGGGGGUGAUUGUACAAAUCCUUUGCAGUUAUGUUACUUUGCCUCUUUAUGCACUGGUCACUCAGAUGGGUUCAACAAUGAAGCCAACCAUAUUCAAUGAGAGGGUGGCAGCGGCUCUUCGCAAUUGGUACCACUCGGCUCGAAAGCAAAUCAAACACAAUCACGGUUCGAUCACCCCGUUAUCGAGCCGACCUGCCACUCCGACUCACCACAUGUCGCCGGUCCAUCUCCUACGACAUUACAAGAGCGAGGUAGAUAGUCUCCACACGUCGCCGAGAAGGUCUCCUUACGACGCUGAUCGAUGGGACAAGGACAACGACUCGCCCUCCCCCUCUCGACAUGCUGAUGGUUCGUCUUCGUCACAGCCACACGUCGAGCUGGGUGCCUUGGACAGGGAUCCGGUUGAACCCGGUUCGGUUCAUUUGGACCCGAUUCAGCAACCGCGAACCCGCACUCAGCAUGCGAUCGAUAUUGGUGGCCACAAGGACUUUUCCUUUGAUAGAGUUGAAUGAAACGGUGUCGUUUUGUAUGAAACUGACACGUUCGUCAGAGAGAUUAAUCCAGGCCGUUCAUCUCAACUUCUUAAACUUGUACAACAUUCUGCUUAGAAUUUUUUAUUUUCUUUUUACUUACAAAUUUAGUAGGAAGGAGUGUAUUAUAUGUAGUGUAAGAAUGAUGAUAUCAAGGUUAAUUUAAAUAUUAGCUAUAGUUUCAUUCUUUUAAA